Bombus terrestris (buff-tailed bumblebee) is the source of this 5299-nucleotide messenger RNA. RefSeq lists its product as uncharacterized. The record is from RefSeq and is a predicted model, not a curated record. NCBI's taxonomy places the organism in Eukaryota, Metazoa, Arthropoda, Insecta, Hymenoptera, Apidae. The transcript has a single exon. The coding region runs from base 1058 to 4111 and encodes 1017 amino acids.
GCGGCGUGUGGAUUUAGAGAUUCUCUUCGUCAAACUACUGGCUAAUGAGUUUCAUCGUUGUUUGAUACUUUACAGCAACGAGCAACGUGAACCGUAGAGACGAACGAACGAAGAAACGUAGAAAUAUGGAAGCCGCAAACGGUGAGUCGAUAUCCUCGGAGAUAAAGUAUAACGAUUGACCCGUAAAAAAAAGCAGCGAGAUUCCACCUCUCGACGUGAUUCUCUCUCCAUCGAUCGGAACUUUUAUUCGAGACGUUUAAAACCCGAUAAACUUCAAAUUAGAAACAAUAGGAUGCAACGCUCGAGCCAAUUUAUCUAACAUUCGAAAUUCUCUGGUUGUUACACAUCGUAUACUGGUCUACUCUCUUUCGCACGAUACAACGGAGAAAUCACGAAGGAGAACGUAUUCGUUCAAUUAUUUCUACGAAACGAUCGCUACUGUCAAGUGAGCUGAAAAAUUUCUCGUCAAAGUCAAGAACCAUAAAAUAUUAAUUUACCACCGACACAGAUAUCCAUUUGGAAACUAUAUUUGUAACGUUAACGAUCAUAAUUUCGAUAUAACAAGGUACAAUACGAACGACCAGAGUAUAUUAGAUGAGAAACGUUCUUUUCGAGGCUAAAACGACGAUGACGUGCGAACAUGAGAAAAAUUCAUCCUCGAACUGCUUCUCGAAAUCGACGAACGCAAAUGAUAUCGAUUAGGCAACGAUCUGCAAAAAAUAAACGAUUAACGUAAAUAAUCGACGGGCAAUUAAAGGACGAACGUUGGCACAGAAAGACCGGAAAAACUGGAAAGACUGGAAAGAGAGCGCCUAAAGUUACGUUGAGAGCGCCACGUCGAAGAAGGUUGGAAUGAUGAGUCAUCGGGGAACCGGACGAAAGCACGAUGAGAGGCAGAGGAAAAGGGGACACGAGAGGGGACACGAAAGGGGGAGAGGACAGGCUGGUUGAAAGUCGAGCGAUCCGUGAUUCGAGUGGCGAAAAAAGAGACGCUGACAAGGCUCGUUCCGACCGUUUAUUUCUAUAUCUACCCGUCGGUGGAUUUACAUAAGGAUCAAUGUCGCCUAUUCCUCCGGUUCUGAUGCUGUGGCUUCUGCUGGUGUCGCUGCCGCUGCCGCCGGCGCAAGCCGGCGAAAUGAUGGAUCUCUUUGCUCUGAUACGGGGAACGCUUAAAUAUUGGCGUAGAAUCUACCAGAUGUACGAGGAGGAAGUGGCUCUCGGCUAUUGUUGGGCGGAGUACUUUCUGCAUCACGAGGAAGACGCGACGAACGCCACGAUCCCGUCGUCCCAGUCGAUCGACCCAUCGAAUUUUCUGCCAGUGGAAAACGACGGUUUUGGAAAACACCACUGGAACCAUUGGGGGAUUAUUGCGAUAGAAAACCGCGGGACGCGUUAUCGCGGCAAACGAUCUUAUGCGAUACAGAGUUCGACGAGGAAAGAAGAAAUGUUUGACGCAUCGAGAAAUUCUAAGACAAUGUACUGGCGCACAAAGCAAAGGUAUAAGUGGAGAGGGAACGGACUCGAGUCGAAUUUCACGCGUAAUAAGAACAAUCGUUCUACGAGUUGCGCGAACUUUCCCAGGAAUACGGAAAGGAAACUUGCCGUUUUAACGGCGGACAGCGGCAAAGAAACGCUAAAAUCUACGAAGGAAAGAGAAAUUUCAAAGACUCGGGAGAAGAAUUUUAGCCCGUGCUCGAAAAACAUAGAAAACGUAGCGUCCGAAUCGAGUAACUUAUCGGAAUUGAGAUCGAAUUGGAGAUUCGCCGAGGUGUCGAGUAAUUUGGCAAAUCGUAAUAAACGAUCCUAUAGAGCGCACAAUUUUAAGAAGAAAGAUGAAAUUUCGAAAAUCUUAAACAAGCAUGUUCGUGCAUCGUCAAAAAAUUGGACGCCAACGAAUGUGAAUUUUCGAUCUUCGAUCGAAUUUCCUAUCGAUACGCGAGAAUACAGCUAUAGCGAGAGUUCUCGCGGAACGCUGAAUUCAACGAAGGAAAAGGAGAUUUCGGAGAAUAUCGGUGGGAGGGACGCGACUCCUAUCGAGAAAUCUGUGCACAUAGCUUCGAACGCGAGUCUAGGAUCUAGCGUGACAGAGUUCGAGUGGAAUAGAAAAAAUUCGAUUUCUAGAUCUAACGCGAUCAACGAUCCUGCCAACUUUAUGAAAUCGGUAGCUUCGAAACUAAUUUCCAAGGUUUCACCGAAGAAUUCAAAGACUACCGAAUGGAACGCUUCCGUUAAAAAGCCCGCGACUUUCGAUACGCAUUCGGGAACCGACGAAGCAAAACUAGAAGCAAACGUGAAAACUCGGAAUCCGGGGAACGACGAUCCCGUAAAGUACGAAAGAUUUCCUAGGAAUGCACCGCGUCGUAGUAGACGUUCCUCUGAAAUAUCGAACUCCGUAGACGCGAAUAUCGAGGAAACGUCGAAGAUCGCUAGCGAUGCCUUUGCUCGAGAACUCGCAAGUUGGAGCACACGCUCGAAAACUAGCAAGACGAAGUUUAAAUCGAACGAGUUAUGCUCGAGUUCCAGAUGGAAGGAUAUCGAUCCUGUAACCGAUCGGAUCGAACGGGCAUUUCCCAAAGAUACGCGGCACGAUUACUCUGCCCUCGCCGACAAACGUUUCAUCGAACCGUCGUACCUGCCUCGAAACUCGAACGUGGACAAAUUUUCAAAUACUUCGAAGAGUAGUAUUUUUGAAAGAAGAAAGGGUAGAAAAGUGGCCGUCGAAGAGGCAACUUCCGACGUACGCUCAAAAACCAGCAAAGUGAAAGUUUGGUCGAACGAGCGGAGAAACGCUGUUGGCUCUGAUUCGAGAUCGAUAAACUGUGUCUGUCAGAAAGGUAUUUGGCUCGCGAUCGUCGACGACGUCGAAGGAGUCUCGUUGCUCGUUCCAUCUUCGUCGACGAAAGAACAACCGGAGAAUCGGCAGGAUCGCUCGUCCCCGAGGGAGAAAACGGAGAAGAUGGCGCGGAUGGACGCGGAAUUUAAAAGAACUCGAGCAGAAGGCGAUCUUAGCGGAAAGUCGGAGAAUCUCCGAGUGGAUAGGCGUCGUAAACUUCUAUUCUCGAAGACGAAUCGCGUUACUUCCGGUACGGUCUCGCGACUAGAGCCAUCGAAACGAUCUCGUUCGUUGCCUCUCGGAGAGAUCGCCUCGUUGAAUCGGAGAUUUAAGAACACCGAGACGAGCAAUCGAGUCGAUAAUAGUAGGAAACCGAGCGAUGUUUUCCACCUGAGAAAGUUCGGCCCGUCGAUGCUCGCGUUUCAAAAUACGGAACAACGUCCGGCGACUUGGUGGGACAAUUACCGGCAAAAUUUACGUCGUAAACGUGACGCAAACGAUCGUACAAGAAGCCGGUUCGUUCGGUCUCCGUCGAAGAGCAAACCCGUCACUUUCUACAACGCGAUGACUCUGCGUGAAAUUGCGAGAUUCGGCGCGAGGUACGCCACGUCCGACUACGAUAUUUGGACGAACGGCAUCAAAAAUCUAUCGAGAAGCGAGGAAGGAUCGUCGGAGGGAACUAGAUUCGACGAUCCGAAGGAAACGGUAUAUCGUUCGAAGCGAUACCAAGAUAGCGGUCUAGCGACGAGCCGCGAAUCACCACCCAUUGUCGUCGAAGAAGCCGAAAGCGGUCUCUUUCGCCUAAAAUCGGAGAGGAAAAUUCGGAAAUGGCUGCAAAGUCGAAAGGAAUGGAACGCCUCGAAACGAUCGUCGACCACGAACGAUGAUAAUCGGUAUCGAAGGAACGAUCACGGUUACAUCGUUGAGACGUCGGUUACCGAACGAACGGGAAAAAAGUCAGCUACUCGACGUCCCGAGGGAGGUCCCUCGUUACUUCCCGUCACCUACCAACGAUUUAUGGGGGAUUACGGCAGUCGAUCGUCGAGGACUAAGGAUCAAGGUCGACGAUUCUCGAUGGCAAAAGUCGAGACACGUGAAACGAAUAGAGCUCGCGACACGCUUUUCUAUUUUCGCCAAGUGUUUAUGGGUUUUUUAAGGACCUUGGGAUUCUUCUUGAACGUGGGUAGACAGCUGAUGGAUUACGUGGACUCGAACAGCGUGCUUGCUUGCACCAAGGACUAUUUACUGGGCAAGGCUGUUCAUUGGAUAGAUUCGUGAAUCGCGAGAAUAGCGAUUCGAAGCGAAAGAGAGAAAGAGAGAUCGUUUCUUUCGCCGGACUACUGGAAAGUAGAACGGGUGCAAAUGGCCAAGCGAAUACGGCUUUAGACGUUAGAUACGAGGUCGGUAAAUGGAUUUACUAAGGUGAGUCACGAUUGUUCGCUUAAUUUGAAUUGUAUUUUAUAGAUCGACCGUCUUACUUGGGUAAUGUUAUUCGCGCGAAUCAAGCUUCGUCGUACUCGCGGCAAGAUGGAACGAGCAUACCGAAUUCGAUAGAUUUUCCUUCGAAGAACGAAAUACCCGAGUACUUUGCGCAUACAUUUUAUGACUCAUCUUAGUUACGGCGUUUUAUUUACCAGGUGCUUCUUUAUAAAGGUUAAAACAACGGAUGUAGUAGCUUUUAUCGUAGCACGUACGAUUGCUGCGUGUGAUCGUUGCGUUUCUCGAUUAUAUUUAGCGUUUGUUUAGAUUUCGUAUUUCGUAUAUGCGACGAAAAUGUACCGACUCGUACAAAUAUAGCUUCGUAAAAUAACCUGUUACUGGGAUGGGUUGUAUUUAUUUGAAAAUUGGCCGAAUUAUUUCUCUCCGCUUAUCGUUGGAAACUUUGACGAUUAUUCGAUCAAGCUCUUGAUUCUUAGUACGGAUCAUCGAUAAUCUAAAGAAGAUAGCUCGUUGGAAGGCUAAAAUAAUUAGAUAUCGAACUCUUUGCUGCUCGUUUCUACGUCUACUUAUUAGUAGCCAAGCGUCUUUAUCUUUCAAACGUGUCGUCAUCAAACGUGUUAUUUGUUACGCAAUGUUAGACAUAUUUCUUUGAUUUAACCAAUAAGUGUGUAAUCGAAAGAUAACUUGUAACAUAGGAGACUAAGAUUUCUAUAUUUAUUAAAUAUUUCUAUAUUUCUUUACAUAUAUAUCGUUUUAUCUACGUAUAUCUUACUCUUACACUUAUAUUUCAAAUAAGUUCGAUUCAUAUAUCUUCGUUGUACUUGGUAAUAUCACGAGACAAGAUUAUUCGAUAAAACCAGGCGCGAACGAACGCGCGAUUUGACGGACAAACUUUCUCGAAGGGACGCCAUCAAAGACUUUGCGAUUACCGUCGAAAUGCUACCCCUAGAGCGGUCGUUACCUGCAAACGCAAAAACCACGCCUGCUAGCCUCGCUAGAGGGACCACCUUCGGUCUUCUUAUCCGG